This is a messenger RNA of Hydatigera taeniaeformis, 708 nucleotides long. NCBI's taxonomy places the organism in Eukaryota, Metazoa, Platyhelminthes, Cestoda, Cyclophyllidea, Taeniidae. The record is from the annotation of a GenBank genome assembly.
AUGCUGGAUGAUCCAGCUAGCCAGCACCUUAUUUGUUGGGCUGGACGCAAACUUGAGUUCAAGCUGAAUGAGCCAGAAGAGGUUGCCAGACUGUGGGGCAUUCAGAAGAAUCGACCUACCAUGAAUUAUGACAAACUGAGUCGAUCAUUGCGCUACUAUUACGAGAAGGGCAUAAUUAGUAAGGUGUCGGGUGAACGCUACGUGUACCGUUUUGCUUAUGAACCAGAAGUGCUGGCCAAACUCACUUUGGAAGAGACGCUAUCAACUGUACUUCCUCCGAAACAUGAUAAAAAGGGACCAUCAACAAACCAGUCUGUUGAAGAUGUAGUAUUUCCUCCUCCGCCGCCUUCACCAAACUCAUUUCUAUCACCUCCCAACCCACCUGUUCUACAACAGACACUAAUACCAACACCACCCCCACCACCGUUACCGUCACAACAACUUCAGACUCCAGUUCAGGGAGGGAUUUACCAACCGCAUUGGCAGGAGCACUUUGUCUACUCCAACACCAGCGAUUACGACUGGAGCGACGAUUAUGCUGCGACUGACUCUUUCAGCUACCAAACCACCAUUACAAACACCAAUCCUAAUAUCACCAAUCAUCAGUACGACUACGCCUACACCUAUGAACAAGCCAGUCAGGUUUACCGCACCGAUCCAGACGCUGACAGCUACGUCCUUUUUGAAUGUCCUGACUAUUAUCAAUAA